UUAAGGCCAAGUAUGUCAGGUCCACACCUUGUGAAAAAAGGGCGAGAACAGAAGAAAGCAGAUGUAGCCCGAGAUUUCACUGUUGCUUCUCCUGCAGAGUUUGUCACUCGCUUUGGUGGAAACAGGAUUAUUGAAAAGGUUCUAAUUGCCAACAAUGGAAUCGCUGCCGUCAAGUGUAUGCGUUCAAUCCGUAGGUGGUCUUAUGAAAUGUUUAGAAAUGAGAGGGCAAUUAGAUUUGUUGUUAUGGUUACACCUGAAGAUCUUAAAGCGAAUGCAGAAUACAUUAAAAUGGCAGACCAUUAUGUGCCAGUUCCUGGGGGACCAAACAACAACAACUACGCCAAUGUGGAACUAAUUGUUGACGUUGCCAAAAGAAUGCCAGUGCAGGGUGUUUGGGCAGGCUGGGGUCAUGCUUCAGAGAACCCUAAACUUCCAGAGCUGCUAGAGAAGAGUGGAAUUGCAUUCCUAGGCCCUCCAAGUAAGGCUAUGUGGGCUCUGGGUGAUAAAGUGGCUUCUUCCAUUGUAGCACAGACUGCAGGGAUUCCAACAUUGCCUUGGUGCGGCAGUGAGCUGGUGGUGCAGUGGGCAGAUGACCACAAGUUCAGGAGAGUUAUUAAUGUUCCUGAUGAACUGUAUGCAAAGGGUUGCGUAAAGGAUGUAGAAGAAGGAUUGCAGGCUGCAAAGAAAAUUGGCUACCCUGUGAUGAUCAAAGCCUCUGAAGGUGGUGGUGGAAAAGGAAUUAGAAAAGCUGAAAGAGCAGAGGAUUUUGCCAACCUUUUCAGACAAGUUCAGACUGAGAUUCCUGGGUCUCCCAUCUUUGUAAUGCAUUUUGCUCAAAAUGCCAGACACUUGGAAGUUCAGAUUCUUGCUGAUCAUUAUGGAAAUGCAAUCCCACUGUUUGGGCGUGAUUGUUCCAUACAGCGAAGGCACCAAAAGAUCAUAGAAGAGGCCCCAGCCACCAUAGCAUCCCCACCCGUGUUUGAGUAUAUGGAGCAGUGUGCUGUUCGACUUGCUAAAAUGGUGGGCUAUGUGAGUGCAGGCACAGUGGAGUACUUGUACAGCCAAGAUGGUAAUUUCCACUUCUUGGAACUGAACCCUCGCCUACAAGUGGAGCACCCGUGUACUGAGAUGAUAGCUGAUGUAAAUCUCCCAGCAGCUCAACUGCAGAUUGCUAUGGGAGUGUCCUUGCACAGAAUUAAAGACAUCAGGGUACUGUUUGGAGAGACUCCAUGGGGCGAUUCUCUGAUCGACUUUGAGAACCCGGCAAAUGCUCCGAGUCCUAGAGGACAUGUGAUUGCAGCCAGGAUCACCAGUGAGAACCCAGAAGAAGGGUUCAAGCCAAGUUCAGGGACAGUUCAAGAGUUGAACUUUCGUAGCAACAAGAAUGUAUGGGGUUAUUUCAGUGUGGCAGCUACUGGUGGUUUACAUGAAUUUGCAGAUUCUCAAUUUGGACAUUGCUUCUCUUGGGGCGAAAACCGUGAGGAAGCUAUCUCGAAUAUGGUGGUGGCUUUGAAGGAACUUUCUAUCCGUGGAGAUUUCCGAACAACAGUUGAAUACCUCAUUAAACUUUUGGAGACAGAAAGUUUUCAGAACAAUUCUAUUGACACUGGUUGGCUGGACCAUCUUAUUGCAGAAAAAGUUCAGGCUGAGAGACCAGAUACCCUUCUGGGUGUAGUAUGUGGUGCUUUGCAGAUUGCAGAUGUGGCCUUUAGAAGAAGUAUGACUGAUUUCUUGCAUUUACUGGAAAGAGGCCAAGUAUUACCAGCAGACAGCUUACCGAACACUGUAGAUGUGGAGCUUAUUUAUGAUGGUGUGAAGUACAUCUUAAAGGUAGCACGCCAGUCUUUGACUACAUAUGUGAUAAUUAUGAACAACACACACAUUGAAAUAGAUGCUCACAGAUUAAGUGACGGUGGACUUUUAUUGUCGUAUAAUGGUAACAGUUACACAUCAUACAUGAAAGAGGAGAUUGACCGGUAUCGGAUCACCAUUGGUGGUAAAACUUGCGUGUUUGAAAAGGAGAAGGACCCAAGCGUGCUGAGGUCACCUUCUGCUGGUAAACUGCUGCAGUACCUGGUAGAAGAUGGGGAGCAUGUUUUUGCUGGACAGUGCUUUGCAGAAAUGGAGGUAAUGAAGAUGGUUACAACAAUGGUUGCUCAAGAAUCAGGAUGCAUUCACUAUGUUAAAAGACCAGGGUCUCUGCUGGAUGCUGGCUGUUUGGUUGCUAGUCUUGAGCUAGAUGACCCCACAAAAGUCACUCCAGCUGAACUAUACACUGGAGGCCUGCCUGAACAGCAGUCUUUGUCCAUUAUUGGCGAGAAGUUGCAUCAAGUUUUUCAUAAUGUCCUGGUGAAUCUUGUGAACGUCAUGAGCGGUUAUUGUCUUCCUGAGCCCUUCUUCACUCAAAAGAUGAAGCAGUGGGUGGAAAAAGUGAUGAAGACCUUACGAGACCCUUCAUUGCCUCUUCUGGAACUACAAGAAAUCAUGACCAGUGUGUCUGGUCGAAUUCCUGCCACUGUGGAAAAAAAUAUUCGGAAAGUAAUGGCUCAGUAUGCAAGCAAUAUUACUUCUGUACUUUGUCAGUUUCCUAGUCAACAGAUAGCAAGUAUCCUUGAUGGACAUGCUGCAACUUUACAGAGGAAAGCUGACCGAGAGAUAUUUUUCAUGAACACACAAAGUAUUGUACAGCUUGUGCAGAGGUAUCGAAGUGGAAUUAGAGGAUAUAUGAAAUCUGUAAUCCUUGACCUCUUAAAAAGAUACCUGCAAGUAGAAACUCAGUUUCAGCAAGCUCAUUAUGACAAGUGUGUGAUACAGAUGAGAGAGCGGUAUAAACCAGAUAUGACUGAAGUUCUUGACUGCAUCUUCUCACAUGCACAAGUUGCAAAGAAAAACAUGCUGGUCGCCUUGUUAAUAGAUCAACUCUUUGGUCGUGAUCCAACCUUGACAGAUGAGCUUACAGCAAUUCUAACUGAAUUCACACAACUUAGCAAACCCGAAAAUGCAAAAGUAGCCCUAAGGGCAAGACAGGCUUUGAUUGCUUCACAUCUUCCUUCAUAUGAGCUAAGGCACAACCAAGUGGAGUCCAUUUUCUUGUCGGCCAUUGAUAUGUAUGGGCAUCAGUUCUGUCCAGAAAACCUUAAGAAACUGAUUUUGUCUGAAAACUCCAUUUUCGAUGUGCUACCCACCUUCUUCUAUCACAGCAACCAAGUUGUGCGCAUGGCAGCCCUAGAGGUGUAUGUAAGGAGAGCAUAUAUUGCGUAUGAACUAAAUAGCUUGCAACAUCAUCAGCUUCAGGAUGGAACAUGUAUCAUUAACUUCCAGUUUAUGCUACCCACAUCUCAUCCUAAUAGAAUUUCAGUUCCCAUAAGCAAUAAUGGACACUUUGAUAUGAACCGCCAUGGCAGUGACCUCUACAUGGACAGUAACUUCUCCCCACUGUGUCAGAGAAUGGGGUCUAUGGUUGCCUUUGAAAAAUUUGAGGAUUUUGUCAGGAACUUUGAUGAAGUGAUAACAUGUUUUGCUGAACCUGUGUUGGAUAGUCCACUCUUCACUGAAGCAAGGUCAACACUUUACAAUGAGGAGUACAAGAAUUCCAAAGAAGAUCCAAUACAUAUUUUGAAUGUUGCUAUUGAGGCCAGUGAACAGGUACAGGAUGAUGACCACCUGGUGCAAAUGCUAGGUACAUUUGCUCAGUCAAAGAAAGCCCUCCUGUUAGAGUAUGGAAUCCGACGGAUCACAUUCCUCAUAGCCCAAAUGAGAGAAUAUCCAAAAUUCUUCACCUUCAGAGCAAGAGAUGAGUUUGCAGAAGAUACAAUUUACCGAAAUUUGGAGCCAGCCCUUGCUUUUCAGCUGGAGUUGAAUCGGUUACGGAAUUUUGACCUACAGGCUGUUCCUUGCGAUAAUCAUAAGAUGCAGUUGUACUUGGGAGCUGCCAAAGUAGAGGAAGGGAAAUUGGUAACUGACUACAGGUUCUUUAUUCGUGCCAUAAUUAGACAUUCAGACCUCAUCACAAAGGAAGCCUCCUUUGAAUAUCUACAAAAUGAGGGAGAACGUUUGUUGCUAGAAGUUAUGGACGAACUAGAAGUGGCCUUUAACAACACUACAGUCCGUACAGACUGUAAUCACAUAUUUCUUAAUUUUGUUCCCACAGUAAUCAUGGAUCCAUCUAAGAUUGAGGAGUCUGUGCGUUCAAUGGUGAUGAGAUAUGGUAGCAGACUGUGGAAGCUGAGAGUUCUUCAAGCUGAGCUGAAGAUCAAUAUCCGCCUCACUCCCACUGGAACAGCAAUUCCAAUUCGUCUCUUCCUGAUUACAGAGUCUGGCUAUUACCUAGAUAUUAGCUUGUAUAAAGAAGUGACAGAUCCCAGUACAGGACAGACUAUGUUUCAGUCUUAUGGUGAUAAACAGGGGCCAUUACAUGGAAUGUUAGUUAAUUCUCCAUAUGUUACAAAAGAUCUGCUGCAGUCAAAGCGCUUUCAGGCACAGUCUCUGGGCACUACCUAUGUCUAUGAUUUUCCCGAAAUGUUCAAGCAGGCUUUGUUGAAGCUGUGGAAUGGGCAGGACGUUUCCCCCAUAGAUGUGUUCACAUGUACAGAACUUGUUUUGAACCAGCAAGGACAGCUGGUGCAAAUGAACAGAGUACCUGGAGGAAAUGAGGUUGGAAUAGUAGCUUUUCGAAUGAAACUGAAAACACCUGAAUAUGCAGAAGGCCGUGAUAUUAUUGUCAUUGCAAAUGACAUCACCUACAAGAUUGGGUCUUUUGCGCCACAGGAGGAUCUCCUUUUUCUGAGGGCGUCUGAGCUGGCAAGAGCAGAAGGAAUUCCCCGGAUUUACAUAGCAGCUAACAGCGGAGCAAGGAUUGGCUUGGCAGAAGAAGUCCAACAUAUGUUUCAGGUUGCUUGGGUAGAUCCAGAUGAUCCAUACAAGGGAUUUAAAUACUUAUAUCUGACACCUCAAGAUUAUACCAGGAUCAGUUCUCUGAACUCUGUUCACUGUGAACAUGUGGAAGAAAAUGGGGAGUCAAGAUAUGUGAUCACUGACAUCAUUGGUAAAGAAGAAGGUCUUGGAGUUGAAAAUUUACGAGGCUCUGGUACAAUAGCUGGAGAAUCAUCACUUGCUUAUAAUGGCAUUAUUACUAUCAGUCUGGUCACUUGCCGUGCUGUUGGAAUUGGGGCAUACCUUGUGAGGCUUGGGCAAAGAGUCAUUCAGGUGGAAAACUCUCACAUUAUUCUUACAGGAGCUGGUGCACUCAAUAAGGUCUUGGGUCGUGAUGUUUACACAUCCAAUAACCAAUUGGGAGGAGUACAGAUUAUGCACAAUAAUGGAGUUUCUCACACAACUGUUCCUGAUGAUUUUGAAGGAGUUUAUUGUAUCUUAAACUGGCUAUCUUACAUGCCAAAGGACAAUCAUAGUCCUGUGCCCAUCAUUAAAGCUGAAGACCCCAUUGAUAGAGAGAUUGAUUGUGUGCCUUCUAAGGCUCCUUAUGAUUGCAGAGCAAUGCUGUCUGGCAGACCUCAUCCUGGUAUAAAAGGAGCGUGGCAGAGUGGUUUCUUUGACCAUAACUCUUUCAUGGAAAUCAUGAGGCCAUGGGCACAAACUGUUGUGGUUGGUAGAGCAAGGUUAGGAGGGAUUCCACUUGGUGUUAUUGCAGUUGAGACUCGCACUGUAGAACUGACCAUACCCGCUGAUCCUGCCAAUCCGGAGUCAGAAUCAAAAAUAAUCCAGCAGGCUGGACAAGUAUGGUUCCCAGACUCUGCUUUUAAAACUGCUCAAGCUAUAAAGGACUUCAAUCGAGAAAAGCUUCCCCUGAUGGUGUUUGCCAACUGGAGAGGAUUUUCAGGGGGCAUGAAAGACAUGUAUGACCAGGUGCUUAAGUUUGGAGCAUACAUUGUAGAUGCGCUAAGGGAGUUUAAACAACCUGUUCUUGUAUAUAUACCACCACAUGCUGAGCUGAGAGGCGGUUCGUGGGUAGUGAUUGAUCCAACCAUCAAUCCUCUGUGUAUGGAGCUAUAUGCUGAUAAAGAAAGCAGGGGUGGUGUUUUGGAGGCUGAAGGUACAGUGGAGAUUAAGUUCAGGAAGAAGGAUCUUGUGAAAACCAUGAGGAGAAUAGAUGCAGAAUAUGCAGGCCUUGCAGAACAACUUGGUACACCAGAACUAUCAGAAGAAGAGCGCAAAAAAUUAUCAAACCAGUUGAAAGCUAGGGAAGAAUUUUUGCUGCCCAUCUACCACCAGGUGGCAGUGCAGUUUGCUGACCUUCAUGACACACCAGGAAGAAUGCAUGAAAAGGGAGUCAUUACAGAUAUCAUUGAAUGGAAGAAUGCUCGGACAUUUUUCUAUUGGCGCUUGCGUCGUCUUCUUUUGGAAGAAAUAGCCAAGCAGGAGAUCUUAAAAGCAAACAAAGAACUCAGUGAUGGACAUAUUCAGUCAAUGCUGCGUCGCUGGUUUGUGGAAUCUGAAGGAGCUGUAAAGGCAUAUCUUUGGGAAAGUAACCAAGAUGUAGUGGAGUGGCUUGAAAAAAAUUUGCAUGAAGAAGAUGGAAGAUGUUCCACCAUCCGUGAAAACAUCAAAUUCCUGAAGCGAGAUUUUGCACUGAAACACAUUCGAAGCCUGCUUCAGCUCAACCCUGAAGUUGCUAUGGAUAGCAUCAUAUACAUGACUCAACACAUCACUCCAGCACAGAGGGCAAAAAUUGCUCAUCUUCUAGCAACAAUGGAAAGCCCAGCCUCUACGUGAUCAGAAAAUACGUAGACUGUACUGAAUAUUCUUACUGUAGUAGUGAAAAAAGUAACCGGAACCAAGAUGAAAGAAUGGCUUCAGACCACCAAGGUGUGUGUGUGUGUGUUUGUGUGUGUGAUGUUGCAUAUCAUUGUUCCUUAAAUCAGGUCACAGCUGUUAGCAGGCAUUUUUGGUUCAUAAAGGGCAGAAACAUACACUAAUGAUAUAUAGAACAUUUCUGUAGCCCCUGUUAGAGCUGAGUAAUCAUUAAACAUAAAUAUUUUCUCUAAAAAAAAAUGUGAGGAUGUAACUAGGGAAUGGGGAAGGCAGAAAGAUUUGAUCUGCUUUAAUAUGUCAUGACUUUAGAUGUAAAAGCCUCCAGUAGUUGCAGGGCUAUAGCUAGGUCAGUUGAUACCCUGUGCUGUCCCCCAUAAACGAGUGUUGGAGAAAGGAAAAACCGUCUUUCAUAAAUUGUAUAAUUGUAUCAAAUAGUUUCUUAACUCAUUGCUUCAGUUGAUAGCACAUAAGUUUGUAGGCGAACACACACUCGCGGACACUAAAUCAAAUUUUGUAAGUAGCUCUGAUCAAAAUAGUAGCUGCUUAAAUGAAUGUUUUUACUCUAUGGUGCCAGUCACACCCUCUGACAGCUUGUACCCUCUUUGCCUUGUCUUAGCAAUGGGAGUGAGUAGUUGCUUAACGUUUUGGGUAAAUGCAUUUAUUUAUGUUAAAACUUUUGCUUCUGUCAGUACUAAAAUUUACUAUUGCAGUUUUUAUGCAGUGAGUUUCCCCUUCCUUCACUUACUUAAAUCUAUUUGCCGGGCCUCACACUCGCAUUUUGUUGUUUCUAUGAGAUUCCAAGCUGGCAAACACCAUUAUGAUUAGUAUGAAGUUUUUUUUGCCAUUUCGUUCACAGCUCCCCUCAGCCUUAUGAGCAGGCUUCAGUGAUGAUUAGUGCAACAUUUAUUUAUGUUACUGUGUGUUUUUGCCAGUUAUAUGUGCCAGUUUCUUAAAGUGAGCACAAGGCUUAUUUGUAGCCUUUUCUGCGGGCUGGUCACAUGUUGCUAAUGCUUCAGUAAGGACAGUCAUUGAUACUUUCAUUUUGUAAACUAUGCCUUCCCAGUUUGACCCUGUAUUGAUUUAUAAGUUUUUUUUCAAGGUAAUUUAAUAAUCAGCAGACACUCAUUUUGUACAUCUUGCAAAUAUUAGAAGGUGUACAUGGAAGCCUUUUCUUAAGCUGUUUCAAACAGGGAUUCCUUCUUUGUGUUAUCCCUUCACAUCACUGUAAGCACAUGCAGAAGGGAGAGGAACUUCCCUCUUUUCAUGUCUUUCCUUCAUUGUUUUAUAUCUUCUUACACGCAGGAAUUUACCUUGUGGCAUGUAUGUCAGGUUUUGAUGGAAAAAUGUGUAUAAUUUUCUCCCGGGAUAAAGACUAUGUUGUUAAGAGCUUUGGAGCUUGCACUCCAUUCAGCCUUACCAAAGCCAUAGCUCCCUAUUCUGACACUCAGUAUCACACACAAAGCACUAAAUCACUUCAACUUUGAUCGCAAGUAUACUAUCAGUAUUCAUUUCUGAAUAGUGGUAGUGUAUUACCAAUUAUUCGGCAUCUUCCUGUCAUGCCCCAUAACACCUAGGAUCCAGGGCAGCUGACCCCUUUUGCCCAUCCUAGCAAAAUCUGUCAACCUUUGUGUGUGUGUGUGUGUGUGUGUGUGUGUGUGUGUGUGUGUGUGUGUGUGUGUGUGUGUGUGUGUGUAGAAUCCCUUGGAAUCUUUCAGGAAGGAAAAGAGAACUUCUCCUCCUUGGCAUGUUUACUUCAUAGUCAUACCUUCUGCUCUUUCUGUUCCUCAGAAAGGUGCUGAUUUUGCGGACUGCCUGAGGAACACUAUGGAGUCAUUGUUGUCUUAGGUUACUGCCAUUCUUAAAAACGAAAACAAAUGCUGAAAUAUGUAAAUGCUUCCUGAAUGACUCCCUCAGGUUCUCCCUGCCAGUCACACUGAUGAGAAAGACUUUCCUUAUAAUCAUGGUGAGCAUUCAACAAAUUCUUCUCAGUUCUUUGUUGUAUGGUUCACAACAUUUGCUUUCAAGAAGGCUUCUACUUUCUGUCUAAUAACCCCUUUUUGGUACUUUAAUUAAAAGCAUCAUUUAACCAGUUUAAGUCACCAAAACAAACGUACCAACUUCCCGAAGUGGAAAUUUAUUGCAUCAUAACCACUCAGGUAUACAUUUUCCAGCAGUGCUCUAUUUGAAGGCAUUGAAUUACGUGGAAUUCUUCACUCUGUUCAGGCAAGCAUCUUGGUUAAAUUUGGCCACUGUUGCAGUAUUUUAGUGAUCUGAAGAAGAUGAUGGAGCUACUUAAAAUCACCAGUUUUGUGUGGAUGUUUAUAGCCAAUCUUUCCAGACCUCUUGUGGUGUAGCUAGGUGAAUGGUGAAGGUCAUCCAAAGUGUAACAUCUAUUGUUUCCAUAAGACUUUCAACAAGGGACAUUUUUUAUUUUAUUUAUUUUAGGGGGGGAAUCUUACCUUUUCAGGAAUUAAAGCUUUUCAGUGAAGCUUAAUGCCUGAACAAAAUGCCAUGUCUAUUUCUAAACUUUUAAAAACAAAAAGAGGCUUCAGUCCCAACCUGGGCAUCAGCUCUAUGUUGAUGGAGGUGUUUGAAGGCAAGUUUCCAUUCAGAAAGGGCCAGUAACAACAGACUGGUAGUAGACAUUUUCCUAGUAAUGGUACACGCAUUACCCAAGCUGCUGCUCUGCUGCUUUCCAAAACUUAGUUUGAUAGUCUGCUACACCACUUCUGUCCUUCCCUAGGAGGUGUAUAAGAUCUCCUUUCACAUAGGCCACUGGGGAACAAAUUACCUCUCUCUGGCUGGAUUGUUCAUUUUCUACAGUAGAGCAAUGCAGCUGUGCUGGUCUCUACAUUACAGAUACAACCAUACUGGAAAGAUCUUUCUUUUCUGCUUGAAAAGCUACAUCUAGUCAUUAAAAGGAAACUUCAGAAGAAUACCUAAAACUAAACGCCUGGGGAAAUGGUCUUGAUUUUCUUUGUGCCAACAACAGCAACAGAGCCUCAGUGGCCCAGCCUCAAGCUCAGACAUUUCAGUACCUUUGUACAUUUUUAAAAAGUUUAGAAUGUUAGUGUAGCAUUUCAUUCUACUUUUCGAUACAAGGGAUUAUUUAUAGCAUUAGACAAGCCACAGGUAUAUGUACAUUAUGAUUCACCAGAUAUCAUGAUUCUGUCACAUUCAUGUUGAUUACAGAAUGCCUGUUUUGGAGAUGCUGUUUGGCUUGUCCUGUAUACCUCACAACUUUAUGGAAUUUAAGCUUGUAGUUGCCCACAUUGAGUGUUUAGGGAUGUAUGCAUUCCUUUCAUUAGAUAUUGGGCUUACCUGUAGCUGCUUCCAAGUGUUAAGUCAAACAGGAUUUGAAAGCAGCAAAGCUUUCUAGAGCCUGGGAUCACAUUCCAUGUCUACAAGUUGCUUUUGAAUGCAUCUGAAACCUCACAUCCAUAGGUGUAAUACCCAAUUCUUCUCAAGAGUGAACCUUUUCUCUUUCCCAUAUGAAUUUAAUUUCAUGCUCGGAAGAAAAGAACAGUUCUUUCAGUCCACAGGCCAGAGAUUGCCUCAAAGUAUCAAUAUUCAUGGCCAUUGCAUUGUGUUUCUGCCCUGUGAAAACGUCAGACUUGUUGAACCAGCAUUUACAAGAACUGGCUUUGUCUGAAUGGAAUAGAAAUCUUGAAUAAUGUCCCCCUGACUGGUAGAUAAAGUCCUGCUUCUAGGAACCUACUUGCUCAAGCAAUUAUGACAUAUGCCUCCCUAGUGGUCUAGUUAGAAAAUGGAGAGACUGAAGUCACGCAAGUGCUGGUAUCAGGUGCAGUGCAUUAUAUCAGUGAGUUAGUGCUAAGAGGUCAGAUGGUCUUUGGGGAUACUUG
This is a messenger RNA of Protopterus annectens (West African lungfish), 10631 nucleotides long. It is a transcript of the gene ACACB, whose product is annotated as acetyl-CoA carboxylase beta. NCBI's taxonomy places the organism in Eukaryota, Metazoa, Chordata, Ceratodontiformes, Protopteridae. The record is from RefSeq and is a predicted model, not a curated record. Bases 13 to 6729 code for a protein of 2238 amino acids. The transcript has 52 exons. Gene Ontology annotation, biological process: fatty acid biosynthetic process. Gene Ontology annotation, molecular function: acetyl-CoA carboxylase activity; ATP binding; metal ion binding.